Molecule: messenger RNA, 966 nt
Organism: Microsporum canis CBS 113480
Lineage: Eukaryota; Fungi; Ascomycota; Eurotiomycetes; Onygenales; Arthrodermataceae
Exons: 2
Coding region: 1-966 (321 amino acids)
Source: RefSeq, a predicted model, not a curated record
AUGGGCCAUGGGCCUAACGGCGGCAAGCCUGAUAUGAUGAUGCCGGGUCCUCCAUACCCUCCUCCCGGCGCUGGACUCGGUGGCCGCUCGACUAUCCCGGUGGAUGUGCCCAUAAGUGCCGUUUUCAUUGCGAUAUUCCUUACGGGAGCCAUCUCUCAUUUCACAAUUUUUCGAAGGAACCUCAAACGCAACUACAAGUUCAUCCCAUCUGCAGCUAGCGGUGGUUUUUGCAUAGCACGUAUUGUGGCUAACGUCCUCCGCAUCGCCUGGGCUACCAAACCGAUGAACGUGAACCUUGCAAUUGCUGCCCAGGUCUUUGUCGCUGCUGGUGUCUUGAUACUCUUCGUGCUCAACCUGAUAUUCGCACAGCGAAUGCUACGCGCUAGCCAUCCUACCAUCGGUUGGUCUCGGCCCGUGUCUUAUGCAUUCAAGUUACUGUACAUUCUCAUCGGCUUAACGCUGGUAACUGUCAUCACGGCAACUGUUCAUAGCUUCUUCACCUUGGACACGACUGCUCGACGAAUUGAUCGCGACCUACAACUUUUUGGUGGUAGCUUAUUGACUUUUGUCGCAUUCCUCCCGCUGCCUAUCCUUACGUUCAUUCAUAUAGUACCGCGGAGGCAGCCAAUUGAGCAAUUCGGGUCGGGAUCGUGGUCAGCUAAGGCUAUGAUAAUAGCCAUUGCGGCUUGUCUACUAACCCUAGGUGCUGGCUUCCGUAUUGGAGUGAGCGCCUCGCCUCUACGACCGGCGACCAAUCCCGCAUGGUACCAUCAUAAGGCAUGCUUCUAUGUCUUCAAUUUUGUCCUCGAAGCGAUGGUUGUCUAUAUGUUCCUCUUCGGCCGUAUCGACCGCAGAUUCUUCGUUCCCAAUGGUAGUUCAAAAGUAAGGAACUACUCCGACAACAGAAUAGAAGAGAAAGCAGCGGACAACGGCGAGGCACGACGAAGCCAAAAUUUCUUGUCUUGA